GAUCAUUUUCGUUAGAAUGCAAAUAUAUUAACGCAAAUGUCGAAUAUCACGGUGUGUAUUUCGUAUUGUCAUGCAAUCUUUGUACGUUGUCAUGCGAAGGAACGAAAAUAAAGUAACCUAACAACCACCUAACAUGUACCAGACGACCCACGCACUACUGCGACUCUGGGAAACCGAGGAGAAAAGACUUUCCCCUUGAGAAUCUCGGUUCUCUUACGAAAAUCUUCGACUGAACGCAAACACGACUUUUUUGCUUUUGUUUUUGACAAUAUCGUUUCCCUCUCUGUCAACGAAGAACUAGAAUCUUCUCUUUUUUCGAGGUUAAUCGGCAAGUUUUCUAACGCGUGGUAUCAGCGCGGCGACCGGAGUGUGGCUUUUCAUGGGAAAUUUCUCUGAUCGAGAAUUCUCAUGCGUAGUUUCGUCCGAACAGGAGACAACCGAGUUGCUAGAAAAUACGUGGUACCGCCGCAGAUGCGAAUAUUCGAUGCAAGAAUCUACAACUUUCGUGAAAGGGCGAAUAAGGAUGACCCGUAUGUCCGUUAUUCCCGUGGAACGUGUCGCACUAUGCUCUUGAUACAGCGCGGACCAAGAGACGUUUAAUUCGUCGGUAGACAGAGAAAUAACAGAAAAUAUCGUACAGCCGAAACGAGGAGAACGUGAACGCAGAAAUUGAAUCGAAAGAAAAAGUGGUUCCCCUUUGUCGGGCUAGGCAGGGGCCGUGGACUUCCUCCUCGUAAUACUCGUAGAACUCAUGGUGAAUAAUUGAUAGAGAACAGUGUUAGAAUUUACCAAGAAUGCGUUGUCUAUGAGGAGGAACCGACGAAAUAAAUCUGUCGCGUUUCACUGGCAAAUGGUACGAGCAUUAAAACUUUCCUACCGAAAAGAAGAUUCGCGAGUCUAGUUUCUAUUAGCUCGGCCAUCGCUCGAAAGAGGCGCCUUCGACGAACUCGUUACGAGGUUACGAUCGUUGACACGGACACAGAAUCCUGUCGGGAUGAACCUCCGUGAUCUUUAACCGACAAUGUCGAUUAAUUACCAGGCAUGCUCGCGAGUAUUCUUAUUCGUGUAUAUCCGAGCUGGCCUAUUGACGAUCUGAAAAGGCAUUUCCCGAGCGACGUGAAAAAUCGCACGAACGCAUAUGAUUCAUAAGAAAUCCCGUGUCAAAGUCGACCGUAUCAGGGUCACAUACGGAAUCAAGUGCACUCUGAGAUGUUAGAAGUUGGUCUGAGGGUGGUCCGUGGACAGGAUUGGGAGUGGGACGACCAAGAUGGUGGAGAGGGCCAUGCUGGAACCGUUGUGGAAAUUGGCAAGCCUCCCUCCUUCGGGAAUUCCGCUUCCAGUCCGAAUCCCUCUGACAGAACGCCGGAUAAAACGGUCAUCGUGGAGUGGGACCACGGGUCUAGAAGUAACUACAGAAUCGGGUAUCAAGGAGCUUACGAUCUGUUGGUAUUCGACAAUGCAGCCACCGGCGUUAAACACGCGCACAUUAUUUGUGAUGGAUGUAAAAAGCACGGGAUAAUCGGUAUUAGAUGGAAGUGCGCCCAAUGCCCUGAUUACGACUUGUGUACUCAGUGCUACAUGGCCGAUGUGCACGAUCUAACUCAUACUUUCCAAAGAUUUCAAACGGCUAAUUCCAUGGGGGUCCAAUUAACUCAGAGAAAAGGUUGUACUAAAAUACCUCUGAAGGGAAUAUUUAUUGGGGCAAAAGUUGUCCGUGGUCCGGAUUGGGAAUGGGGAAACCAGGAUGGAGGUCCAGGGAAAACUGGUAGAGUUAUGGACAUACGUGGUUGGGACAAUGAAAGUAGCCGUUCCGUGGCAACCGUGACUUGGUCCAAGGGCAGCACAAAUGUGUACAGACUCGGAUACAAGGGUUGCGUAGAUUUGUGCUACGUAGAGGAAGCUACGGCUGGCACAUACUAUAAAGAGCAUCUUCCUCUCCUUGGUCAACCAGUGCCAACUGUGUCCGAUAACGGAAGCGUCUCCACACCAGCCAAGAGUGGUAUUCCUUGCACUGUGUCUAGUCCAUGUCACUCAACAUUUAAUGUUGGAGAUAAAAUAAAAGUAUUGGUUAGUGUAGAAAUGUUAAAGGAAAUGCAAGAAGGUCACGGCGGUUGGAACUCGCGUAUGGCCGAAUACAUAGGCAAGGUUGGCAGAGUUCACCGGAUCACGGAGAAAGGGGAUGUCCGUGUACAAUUCGAGGGAUGCAACAAUAGAUGGACCUUCCAUCCAGGAACGCUCACAAAGGUCACGUGUAAGGACACAUUUUCCCUGGGCGAUAUAGUUCGAGUGAAAACCGAUUUGUCCGCCGUGAAACUGUACCAACGUGGUCACGGCGAAUGGAUAGACGUUAUGAAAAACGCCCUAGGGAAAACGGGGAAAGUGAUCAAGAUCUAUUCGGACGGAGAUUUACGAGUAGCGUUAGACGGUCACACGUGGACGUUCAACCCGUUAAGCGUGACCCUCGUUCCUCCAGGAACCGAGACCGUUGCCAUCCAGGACGAGGCGAACAGAAGCAGAGAUUGGGCAGGUGAAGACGUAGACACAGAGGUUGAGAAACUGUUAAGAGACGCCGCCAGAGGAGAAGCAGGCGUGUCCGCGGUUCAAGAAUUCCUGAAGAAGUACCCCGGCAGAGUGGACGCCAGAGCCGGUGGUCCCGGCGGCGGGAAGAAGACGUGUCUACAAGUCGCGGCGCACCAGGGGCAACGGGAUCUCUGUGUCCUCCUGCUGGACGCCGGGGCGUCCUUUCGAACGGUGGACGAAGAUGGGGACACGUCUCUUCAUUACGCCGCAUUUGGCAAUCAACCAGAAAUAAUGGAGCUGCUUUUGUUGCGCGGCGCGCCGAUUAACGCCGUGAACUUUGGCAAAUGCAGCAGCCUGCAUGUCGCCGUGAACAAGAAACACGCGCAGUGCGUGAAGGUUCUGUUGCGCCAUAACUGCGACGUGAAUUUACAAGACUCGUACGGGGACACGGCGCUGCACGACGCCAUCGGCAAAGACGCUAUAGGGAAAGACGCCUUGGACAUCAUCGACGCGCUCUGCUCCUGCGACAGGGUCGACUUCACGUUGGAGAACAAACGAGGCUUCAACGUGUUGCACCACGCCGCUCUCAAGGGCAACGCUCACGCGACCGAGAAACUGGUGGCGCGGGCGAGGCACCUGGUGGACGUGAAGAAAGAAGACGGCUUCGCGGCGCUGCACCUGGCGGCGUUGAACGGCCACAGAGGAGUCGCGGCUAUACUUCUCUCUCAGAACGGUGGCCACGCGAAAGUCAAUUUGCGCAACAACCGUCGACAGACACCGUUGCAUCUGGCCACGUCGCAGGGUCACUGGGCUCUGGUGGAGUUGCUAGUGCUUUACAACGCCGACAUCGCCAGCACGGAUGCCAGCGGUGACACGGUGUUGCACAUUGCUGUGAUGAAGAGUGUGAAUCAAACGAACGUUGUUCCUACGCCGGAGAACAGUCGGUGCUCGCCCCUGAUUUACGCCAUAUGGCAGAACCUGGCUAGACAGGGCACCAAAACGGAGCUGGCGUUAGCCUGCUUCUUGGUGAGCGUCGACAGAAGCGGCACUCUACUGGAGCACGCGAAGAACUCAAAGAACAAGACGCCCAUGGACAUUCUGAAAGAGGAUCGUCAGCUCGCGCAGUACGCCGAUCUGCUACGCUGUUAUCAAUACCAAAGUCACGGAACUCAAUUAGAGAUAGAGAAUGCCCCCGUCCCGCAGCCUUCCAUGUACCAGGUCGAUCCUGCGUCGCAAACGGAAAUGAUCCGUGGGCCCAGGAAGAGCGGUGUGCCCAGUUCCAACGACACCGUCGAGUGCCAGGGUUGUUUAGGCUUAGUAACGAACACGAGCAAGGAAGGGAGCAGGUUCAAUCCCGGCAGCAGCGUCGGGGUUAUCAACUGUGCUCACUGCGGUUUCGGGAUAGCCAAGACACAGGCGAUUUCAGACAUGGACGGCCAAUCAACGGCUGGCGAGAUCCCGUUGAUGAAGUCCGAGGACAAGGUGAAGGACACCGCGCUGGAGAACAAGAAGAAAGAGGAGAACGAGGAGAAGGAGAGAGAGAAGGACAAAGAUUUGGAACGUCUGCGUUACUUGGAAACCAGGGUAGCCGAUUUGGAAGAGGCGAACAUGUGCAGCAUUUGCAUGGAGCGUCGUCGCAACGUCGCCUUCCUCUGCGGCCACGGUGCCUGCGAGCACUGCGCGACCCCGUUAAAGACUUGCCACAUGUGUCGCAAAGUGAUCACGAAGAAAAUCAAUUUAUACUAGACAAUCGUCGGAGGGCAGCUUUCCUCGGAGGCGGAAGGUCCGUUAGAACUGUAAAAAGAUUGGAAACACUUGGAAACUUCGACUGCCAAAAUAUACAGGUUUUCCUCGGUUUUUUCUCUCUUUUUUUUUGUUUUUGUUUCUUUCGUACGUCUAGCGUGAAACGUUUAAAGUCUUCUCCGAUUGCACCAGGCGUUGUGCCAUAAACGAACAUGUCCGUUCACGCGAACACGGGACACCGAACUUUACUUUUAGGCGCUCCGGUUACCGAUUCGAUUCCCCGAUCGCGUAUUUCACCGGAUACACACGGUAACGCGUUUUUCCUUUCUUACGCAAGCGACGUCUCGCUUGUCGCAAUCCCGUCCAUUUUUUACCUUCGUUCGAGGACACGAAAGUAUCCGAUAAGAAUCGAUUUUUCGUACCUAGGCAUUCAACGCGCAGCUUUAUCGUGAAACAUUACCAUGGAUCAGUGGUGUAAAUAGUGGUAGUAAUAGCAGAGCUCGCCGGUACCGUGAGACAACAGCUUUCUCGAGUACGCUCUCUCCCCGGCACGGUUCACGGGUCGAGUAUCGGCGGUUCGAGUGAACACUAGCGAACCGCGAAGCUUUUUUACAUAUCGUAUCAUACCUUUUCACGAUACAUCAUGUAUAUUGUUAACGAUUGUAGAGUACGAGGGCGAUUUCUAUUGUUUUAUAUGUAAUAUCAAUGUGACAUUAGUGAUAGUAUAAUAACGAUGAUGGAUGAUGGAUGAUAGAUGAUGAUGAUAGUAAUAAUAAUGAACGAUAAGAGGGCACGUUCGUCUUAAAGGAUAUCGAAG
Messenger RNA from Nomia melanderi (Alkali bee), 5080 nucleotides. RefSeq names its product E3 ubiquitin-protein ligase mind bomb 2 (gene mib2). Gene Ontology annotation, biological process: protein ubiquitination. Lineage: Eukaryota; Metazoa; Arthropoda; Insecta; Hymenoptera; Halictidae. The record is from RefSeq and is a predicted model, not a curated record. Gene Ontology annotation, molecular function: protein binding; ubiquitin-protein transferase activity; zinc ion binding. Gene Ontology annotation, cellular component: cytoplasm.